Molecule: messenger RNA, 1539 nt
Organism: [Torrubiella] hemipterigena
Lineage: Eukaryota; Fungi; Ascomycota; Sordariomycetes; Hypocreales; Clavicipitaceae
Source: the annotation of a GenBank genome assembly
GCACAACCAAUUUUUCGACAAGAGUGAUACAUUUUGCUUUCAAACUAGACACUCAACGUAUUAAUAUAUUUCUUUAGUCACAAUGCACACGCUGAUACUUUCCGUGUUCGUCUCCGCGACGGCAUCUCUUUGCUCCCCCAAUGCAUCUGGACCAACAGUGACCAGCUUCGAUGGUGCAGUCACAGGUGACGAGUUGAAUUCUUUCAAUUCAUAUGUGGAGAGUCUCAGUCCUGCAAAGGAUAAUAUUGGCAAUCAAUGGGCACAAGGAGACUCUGGCGAACGCACAAAGGCCAUGGGAGUCGUCUAUCAGAUUGCACGCCAACGACGCACAUUGGACAAUAUGCUCGUGUACUGCGAUGCUGUGUUAUCCCAGAGAAACGAUCUAGCCCCGGCACCAAUCGGUCAACACAAAGCCUGGACAGGAGAUAUUGCCCCAGUGUGGCCAAACAAUAUUGAUUCGGAACCUGUCUCUACUGGUGGCGAGCAGGGCGACCCUGUUGGCCACCUAGCAAGCUGUGCCAAUCUCAUCCUACAGACCAAAGACAUCCACCACGAAAAUACCACCGGUGGUGAUGCGCAUGGUUAUGGUGCGACAUAUUUGGACAGAGCCAAGACGUACCUUAAGCAGGGCGACUUUGCUAUGACCAACCACAUCCUACCUCGCUUGCUUAACAUCUCCAAUGGGGACCGAAUGUACUUCGCCUCGGAUUCUCCAUACAAAGGCGGACAGGCUGUGCCGUGGAACCAGCAAAUGAUGUUUAACUAUGCCUUUCAAAACCUAGUCGAGGCCCAUCUAAUCCUGGGCGACGAUGCGGAACUCGCAGACAAGUAUAAAGGAAUCAUGCAGACCAGCCUUAGCUGGUUCUUUUCAGGCGGAGGCUCGGUGACCAAAAAGAGCAAGCGAGGUAACCCAAUCUACACAUGGAUGUAUGCCCCUGAUACCCGCGACGUUGAAGACUCGAACCAUGCCUCGCUAGACGUAGCAGGCUUUUACCGCGCAUGGAGUCAGGGCAGCUGGGGAAUCACAAAAAAAGAAAUGGAACCUUUUGCCAACGUGCUGGUUGAUGUCAUGUCAUUGGGCGGCGGACAAUAUGCCGGAACGGUGGAGGGUAGCUGCGGCGAGAAGCAUAAAGCGUGCACCAAUUACAUUCGGAGCGGUAUGCUGUGGCUGUCAGAGUUCAGGCCGGACCAGUACAAGGCUAUCAUGGGGGCAGAUCUGCAGGAAGGCAAAUCAACGCCAAAGGUGGACAUAUUUUCGCGGUUCCUCUGGGUCAAGAAUUUGAGGGCCCAGCAACGCGCUUGAAAACAGACGACAAGAACGCCUUACGGCGCUAAACCAGUUUAUUCUAGAAGGAACUCAGCUACAUGUUGCUUGCCAUCCUGCUGCAUAGCCCUCUGACAAUGUAACUGUAUCUCAUCUGUUAGGACAAACCUUUCCUGCCAACAAGGCCAAAGCGACAUGCAUUGAUGCCGAUCAGGGACUUGAGCCACUCAUUUCAUUUUCCAUAACUGAGAGACCUGGUUUUAAUUAACACCCCA